AUGGAUGCUGCGGGAAGGGGCUGCCAUUUGCCGCCCCUGCCAGAGGCGCGCGGACCUGCUCGCUCUCCUGCGGUGGUGGCCGCCGUCAGCGCCGUCCGCCGGCCCUGCCUCUGUAGCGGCGCCGCUUCGGCUCCCUCCGCGGCCGCCGGAGCGGUCGCCAUGAACCCCAGCUCCUCGGCGGGAGAGGAGAAGGGGGCGACGGGCGGCAGCAGCAGCAGCGGAAGCGGCGCCGGGAGCUGCUGCCUGGGCGCCGAGGGCGGCGCGGACCCGAGGGGCGCGGGGGCAGCGGCGGCGGCAGGGGCCGCUGCCCUGGAAGAGCCCGGGGCCGCUGGCCCGAAAGAGAAGGACGAGGCGCUGGAGGAGAAGCUGAGGAACUUAACUUUCCGGAAGCAGGUCUCUUACAGGAAAGCCAUCUCCCGGGCAGGCCUGCAGCACCUGGCUCCCGCACGUCCCCUCAGCCUUCCUGUGGCAAAUGGUCCCGCGAAGGAGCCCAGAGCGACUCUGGACUGGAGUGAAAACGCCGUGAAUGGAGAGCACCUGUGGCUGGAGACCAACGUCUCGGGAGACCUGUGCUACCUGGGAGAGGAGAGCUGCCAAGUCAGAUUUGCAAAAUCAGCUCUCAGGAGGAAGUGUGCGGUCUGUAAGAUCGUGGUCCACACCGCCUGCAUCGAACAACUAGAAAAGAUUAAUUUCAGAUGUAAACCAACAUUUCGAGAAGGGGGCUCAAGAUCUCCAAGAGAAAAUUUUGUCCGUCAUCACUGGGUGCACAGGCGUCGGCAGGAGGGAAAGUGUAAGCAGUGCGGUAAGGGCUUCCAGCAAAAAUUCUCCUUCCAUAGUAAAGAGAUUGUGGCUAUCAGCUGUUCCUGGUGCAAGCAGGCGUUUCACAAUAAGGUGACCUGCUUCAUGCUGCAUCACAUUGAGGAACCCUGCUCGCUGGGGGCUCAUGCUGCUGUUAUUGUCCCGCCCACCUGGAUCAUUAAGGUGAAGAAACCUCAGAACUCUCUGAAGGCUUCCAAUCGGAAGAAGAAGAGAACAAGCUUUAAAAGAAAAGCCAGUAAAAGAGGAACGGAACAGGAAAACAAAGGGCGUCCUUUUGUGAUAAAACCUAUCUCUUCACCUCUCAUGAAACCCUUGCUUGUGUUUGUGAACCCCAAGAGUGGAGGCAACCAGGGAACCAAAGUCCUGCAGAUGUUCAUGUGGUAUCUGAAUCCACGGCAAGUCUUUGAUCUGUCUCAGGAAGGGCCAAAAGAUGCGCUUGAGUUGUAUAGGAAAGUACCAAAUCUGCGAAUUCUGGCCUGUGGUGGGGAUGGAACGGUGGGCUGGAUCCUUUCCAUCCUGGAUGAACUGCAGCUGAGCCCUCAGCCUCCCGUCGGGGUCCUUCCUCUGGGCACUGGGAAUGACUUGGCUCGAACCCUCAACUGGGGAGGGGGCUACACAGAUGAACCUGUCUCUAAGAUCCUUUGCCAAGUAGAAGAUGGGACAAUUGUACAGCUAGAUCGCUGGAACCUCCAUGUGGAAAGAAACCCAGACUUGCCCCCUGAAGAACUUGAAGACGGUGUGUGUAAGCUUCCUUUGAAUGUUUUCAAUAAUUACUUCAGCCUUGGAUUUGAUGCCCACGUAACACUGGAGUUCCAUGAAUCCAGAGAGGCGAAUCCGGAGAAAUUCAACAGUCGUUUUCGAAAUAAAAUGUUCUAUGCAGGGGCAGCUUUUUCUGAUUUUCUACAGAGAAGCUCUCGAGAUCUAUCCAAACAUGUUAAAGUUGUCUGUGAUGGAACAGAUCUCACCCCAAAGAUUCAGGAACUGAAGUUCCAGUGUAUAGUAUUUUUAAAUAUACCCAGAUAUUGUGCAGGCACAAUGCCCUGGGGGAACCCAGGAGAUCACCAUGACUUUGAACCUCAGCGUCAUGAUGACGGUUAUAUUGAAGUCAUUGGAUUCACCAUGGCCUCUUUGGCUGCCCUGCAAGUUGGGGGCCACGGAGAAAGGCUGCACCAGUGUCGGGAGGUCAUGCUGCUAACGUACAAAUCCAUCCCUAUGCAAGUGGAUGGGGAGCCCUGUAGGUUGGCCCCAGCUAUGAUUCGGAUCUCACUGAGGAAUCAGGCCAACAUGGUACAGAAGAGCAAGAGGAGAACGUCCAUGCCUUUACUCAACGAUCCCCAGUCUGUCCCAGACCGCCUGAGGAUCCGGGUGAACAAAAUCAGUUUACAAGACUAUGAAGGAUUCCACUACGACAAAGAGAAACUCCGGGAAGCUUCCAUCCCUCUGGGUAUUCUAGUUGUGCGUGGAGACUGUGAUUUGGAGACUUGCCGUAUGUACAUAGAUCGCCUUCAGGAGGACCUGCAGUCAGUUUCUUCUGGCUCCCAGAGAGUUCAUUACCAGGACCAUGAAACCUCCUUCCCCAGGGCGCUCUCAGCUCAGAGACUUUCCCCACGGUGGUGCUUUCUAGAUGCAACCUCUGCUGAUCGCUUUUAUCGAAUAGACAGAUCUCAGGAACAUUUACACUUUGUGAUGGAGAUUUCUCAAGAUGAGAUUUUUAUUCUGGACCCAGAUAUGGUGUUGUCUCAGCAGGCGGGGACACCUCCAGGAAUGCCUGAUCUGGUGGUGGAGCAAGCCUCAGGAAUGACAGACUGGUGGAAUCCUGCCCUCCGCAAACGCAUGCUGAGUGACAGCGGCCUGGGGAUGACCACUCCGCAUUAUGAAGACUCGGAUCUGAAAGAUUUCAGCCACUCCCGAGUGUUGCAGUCACCAGUCUCUUCAGAAGAUCACGCAAUUUUGCAGGCAGUAAUAGCUGGUGAUCUUAUGAAGCUAAUAGAAAGCUAUAAAAACGGAGGCAGCCUGCUAAUUCAGGGACCAGACCACUGUUCACUCCUUCACUUCGCAGCUAAAACCGGCAACGGGGAGAUUGUGAAAUAUAUCCUUGACCACGGACCUUCUGAGCUACUGGAUAUGGCAGACAGUGAAACGGGUGAGACCGCACUGCACAAGGCCGCCUGCCAGCGGAACCGGGCUGUGUGCCAGCUUCUGGUGGACGCAGGAGCAUCUCUGAGAAAGACGGACUCCAAGGGUAAGACACCUCAAGAAAGAGCACAGCAGGCGGGGGACCCCGAUUUGGCUGCUUACCUAGAAAGCCGCCAGAACUAUAAGAUCAUUGGCCAUGAGGACCUGGAAACUGCGGUUUGACCCUGGUGGACAGGCUGAGUGAACCUGAACGAGCACAUCGCCUGUGCCCUCCUGGCGAUUGGGCAGCUCCCCUGGAAGAAGCUGAUGGAAUCCAUAAAUCUGUCUCUCUCCUGCAAGAAUCUGAGACCAGGCCACCAGUUUUAAGGGCUACCAAGAUGUACAAGAGAACACGAUAGCCCACUGAGGAUGAGGCAGGAUACCUGGAGAUUUGUGGAACACGAGGUCCACAAAAUUCGAUCCUUAUUGCUUCCAGCAAGUAGCAUGAACUUCUGUGUUCACCUGUAUCAUUUAUUUUAAAGAUUCAAGGAUGUUCAUAUAAAUGGCACUGCUCCCUCCGCCCCAUGCGCUCAUCUCUCCCCUGUACCGCACAAUUCUACUGUAACUACCCAUCGGUUAAAAAAAAAACCAAAAACAAACAUGA
Phacochoerus africanus (Common warthog) is the source of this 3598-nucleotide messenger RNA. RefSeq names its product diacylglycerol kinase iota (gene DGKI). The coding region runs from base 1 to 3177 and encodes 1058 amino acids. The transcript has 33 exons. Gene Ontology annotation, cellular component: nucleus. Gene Ontology annotation, biological process: lipid phosphorylation; diacylglycerol metabolic process; regulation of synaptic transmission, glutamatergic. Gene Ontology annotation, molecular function: ATP-dependent diacylglycerol kinase activity; protein binding. The record is from RefSeq and is a predicted model, not a curated record. NCBI's taxonomy places the organism in Eukaryota, Metazoa, Chordata, Mammalia, Artiodactyla, Suidae.